AUGGCGCCACCCUUGGUCCGUCUGGACGCCAAUCUCAACCGUAUCCCCUUCUUGGUUCCCGUCUCCUUCGCGACCCAGCCAGAUUGCCUUGCCUCAGCAGCGACCCUCUCUGCGUCUGCCUCGUACGUCCCUCAACCACUCAUCCUGAUCAAUCAAGUGAACGCGCGCGGCGCUCGCAAAUCAGAAGUCGAGAAGGACUCCUAA
Messenger RNA from Peniophora sp. CBMAI 1063, 204 nucleotides. The record is from the annotation of a GenBank genome assembly. NCBI's taxonomy places the organism in Eukaryota, Fungi, Basidiomycota, Agaricomycetes, Russulales, Peniophoraceae.